UCCCCUCCAUGAGGAGUUCCUUUCUGCUCUCUCUCUCUGAAACCAUACUGCUGCUUGCUUGCUUAUUUAUUUAUUUAUUUAUUUAUUUAUUUAUUUAUUUAUUUAUUUAUUUAUUUAUUUAGUUCACUUCUUUCAAUGGAUCUGUACGCCUCAGCUCUGUCCCCGGCGCUGGACAUCGGCACAGGCUGCUACCUGCUGGUUUUAACUGUGCUCUCCAUUGUUGGAAACCUGCUGGUCCUCAUCAUGGCUUUCAAACGAUCAGCGAGGAUGAAGCCUCCGGAGCUGCUGAGUGUGAAUCUGGCUGUGACGGACCUGGGAGCGGCUGUCACCAUGUACCCGCUGGCCGUAGCCUCUGCCUGGAGCCACCACUGGCUCGGUGGGGAUGCUUCCUGCGUUUACUACGGCCUGGCGGGCUUUUUCUUUGGCAUCGCCAGCAUCAUGAACCUCACCGUGUUGGCCAUCGUGCGCUUCAUUGUGUCCCUCAAUCUGCACUCUACUGGGGAGAAAAUCAGUUGGAAGAAGGUGAAGAUUCUAUGCAUAUGGAUCUGGCUGUACGCUCUGAUCUGGGCUCUGUUCCCCAUUCUGGGCUGGGGCCGCUAUGGGCCGGAGCCCUUCGGCCUGUCCUGCUCACUGGCUUGGGGACAGAUGAAACAGGAGGGCUUCUCGUUCGUCGUCUCUUUGUUCUCCGUCAAUCUGCUCGUGCCUUGUGUCAUCAUCAUCUGCUGCUACUUUGGCAUCGCUUUGAAGCUUUACUUCACCUACAAGAAGUCCAUGAGCAGCAAUCAUGUUUCCAAUAUUGUUAAGCUUCACAGAAGGCUGCUAAUUAUUGCUGUUUUAAUCAGCGUAGGUUUUAUAGGCUGCUGGACGCCAUACGGUUUGGUGAGCUUGUGGUCCAUUUUCAACGACAGCAGCAAAAUCUCGCCUGAAGUCAGUCUGCUGCCCUGCAUGUUCGCCAAGAGCUCCACUGUGUACAACCCCUUGAUCUACUACUUCUUCAGCCAGAGCUUCAAGCGGGAAGUGAAGCAGUUGGGGUGGAUGUGCUUAGGCUCCAACCAAUGCCACGAAUCCAGCAGCAGCAUCAACGAGAACAACAUAUACAUGGUCAGUGUGAACGUGAAGAGUAAGGAAAUACCACAGGAAACUGUGCAGGAGAUGAUAGAGCCGAGARUGACUUUGAAUUAACAGACUUAUAAGACUGGGAGAGGUAUUACGAAGGUCUCUGAUAGUAAGAAUGGAUGAAAUGUGGCACAAUGUUUAAAUGCUAUGAAUGUUCAGCCAAGCUUGGAGUUGGCAAACCUCUUUGCACCAUCGUAGCCCAGAAACUCCAUAAGUGUCACACAGCAAAACCUGAGAGACCACAGCCACAAGGGAUCAAAAACAAAAAAACACAGACCUACUAAAGAAAAAGGUCGUUUGGAGUAACAGCAAUUAUAAACAAGCACUAAAGAAGCACUAAGGACUUCAAUCAUUUCAGCUUUAUGUUGUGAAAGAACUAAGUUUUCAGGUUUUGUUUCUAAUACCUGUUUGAUGAUGGACAUCCUUGUGGCCCAAGUGGAUCUGGUACCUAAAAGAUCAUCGCAGACAGGCGUGGGCCAGAUCUGGUGUCAAGCUGGCUGGGAUUGCAAGUGGUUUGUCAACAGGAUGUGGGCCAGGUCAGGCAAUGACGGUACUGUUUUUAAAAGUGGCAUGCCAUAACUGGCCCAGUUGUGGUUCGGUUUGUGUUGUGCAGGCCCAUGCACGGACCACCUCUAAUCACAUCUGGGCCACAAAAUGGCCAUAAUUCUUUGCGGUAUCUGUGCUGAUUGUUAGUGUUUAGUGCAAUGUGUGCACAAAGUUUUUGAAACAGAAAUCCAAAAUACAGUGGUUUGCAAAAGUAUUCAUACCCCU
Messenger RNA from Austrofundulus limnaeus, 1887 nucleotides. It is a transcript of the gene opn8b, whose product is annotated as opsin 8, group member b. Gene Ontology annotation, biological process: G protein-coupled receptor signaling pathway; visual perception. Gene Ontology annotation, molecular function: G protein-coupled receptor activity. Lineage: Eukaryota; Metazoa; Chordata; Actinopteri; Cyprinodontiformes; Rivulidae. The transcript has 4 exons. Bases 136 to 1182 code for a protein of 348 amino acids. The record is from RefSeq and is a predicted model, not a curated record. Gene Ontology annotation, cellular component: membrane.